This is a messenger RNA of Leptinotarsa decemlineata (Colorado potato beetle), 2816 nucleotides long. RefSeq lists its product as uncharacterized. The record is from RefSeq and is a predicted model, not a curated record. Lineage: Eukaryota; Metazoa; Arthropoda; Insecta; Coleoptera; Chrysomelidae.
ACUGAUAAAACAAUCGAUCAAAUACGAUCUAGUCGCUUCCACUAUGAUAUGAAUGUUAUGGCAGAAAUGAAAUAUUGAACUUCAAUAUCAAACUGUGUGUAAGUGUAUGGCGAUAACUAAUUCUGAGAAGGAAGCCCCAAUUUUUGACGUGGAAUUUCGAAAUCUUGGAUUACCUAUGUCCUGAAGACUGAUUGGAAUUUAUCGACUAGUAAUGGAUACAGACUGGACCACUAUAGAGGGUGCAGGAAGGAAAAGAGAAUGUAUAAAGCAAAAUCCAAGAUACUACUACAAAAGGCAUCACAAGAAACAUGAUGAGGAAACUAAAGAGAACGUUGGACCAGGCAUUUCCAAAAGAGAGGAGGAUAAUUUGGCUUUGAAAAUUCAUGGUUUGUACUACGAAAGUGAUAAUAAUUCAAGCGACAGUGGAAAAAGCAGUUUUGACGAGGAAUAUUAUAAAUACAAACCGCAACCAAUAGAGAUAAAUUCAAGCCAAGUAGUGGUUAUUCGGAACAAGAAUAUUAUCAAAGAGCAAGGUAAUAGAAAUAAAACGAAUCAUAAUGUGAAACAUCCAAAAAAAAAACGUGGGAUUCCAAAUAAAGGAAGGAAUAUCAAGAGCAAUCACAAGAAAGGCACUCCAAGAAUAGCCGUUAAUGAAGGAGCAUUUGAAGUCAACAAAAAUAUGGGAAAAGGAAGCACAUCGAAGAAACCCAUUUUCAUCAUAUCUGAUAAGUGCGACUCAACUAUACCUACUUCAAACGCUGGUAAUUUUGUUGAUCAAAAUCAAUCCGUAUCCAGCUCAUUCUGGAACAAUAGCGUUGAGGAGCCAAAGAUAUCAGAAACCCAAUAUGAUUCGACCUUGACCAAGUCUACUAUGUUUUUUUCUGCGCAGCACCAAAGUAAUAAUAAAACAACUCCGAUGGAUUCAGACUAUCCACGAAGAGACAAGAAAUUACGGAGAGAAAUGCUAAAAACGCCCCUGGUGAAUUCUGUUCAGCAACAUCUGGUGAAUUAUGUUUCAAACGAGGGAAAAAUAUAUAAUGAUACACAUAACAGGUUUUCAAAUAAUUUUAACGAAGCACUUAAUCAUCUAGUGCAGCACCAAAGUAUAAAUAAAACGACUCCGAUGGAUUCAGAAUACCCGCGAAGAGACAAAGAAUUACGGACAGAAAUGCCAAAAACGCCCCUGGUGAAUUCUGUUCAGCAACAUCUGGUGAAUUAUGUUCCAAAUGAGGGAAAAAUUUAUAAUGAUACACAUAACAGGUUUUCAAAUAAUUUUAACGAAGCACUUAACCAUCUAGUGCAGCACCAAAGUAUAAAUAAAACAACUCCGAUGGAUUCAGAAUACCUGCGAAGAGACAAAGAAGUACGGACAGAAAUGCCAAAAACGCCCCUGGUGAAUUCUGUUCAGCAACAUCUGGUGAAUUAUGUAUCAAAUGAGGGAAAAAUUUAUAAUGAUACACAUAAUAGGUUUUCAAAUAAUUUUAACGAAGCACUCAACCAUCUAGUGCAGCACCAAAGUAUAAAUAAAACGACUCCGAUGGAUGCAGAAUAUCUGCGAAUAGACAAGGAAUUACGAACAGAAAUGCCAAAAACGCCCCUGGUGAAUUCUGUUCAGCAACAUCUGGUGAAUUAUGUUCCAAAUGAGGGAAACAUUUAUAAUGAUACACAUAACAGGUUUUCAAAUGAUUUAAACGAAGCAGUCAACCAUCUAAUGCACAUUUACGCGGAACCAAACCAUUCGAAGCAUAUCCAGGUAGCAUCAAAUCGAGAACAGAAGAUAUUAGAAGAUGCUUCGAAAAAACAACCGGAUCCUAAGACACCAGAAACACAAAAGAACACUUUUUUGAGAUUUGGCAGUAAUGAGUCAUCAAAUUCUUCCUCCAAUUACUCAGAAACAGUUGUAGAGAAUUCUGCAAAGGAAAAAAUUGAUAUCGCAAGAGCACACGUGAAUAAAAUAGAAGUUGAAAAAGAAAAUUAUCCAUGGGUUGCUAAAGAGUAUACUAUUAGAGAUGUGUGGAAGACUCCUAAAGACCAGGAGAUCAAACCAGCGACUCCUAAAUUAGAAAGUUACAAUGAAAUUGUACCGAGGAAUGAUAUUUUGAUAAGUAACAAUAAGACCAUCAUGCGACAUCCGCAGAACCCUCAAAACGAAACGGCGAACAACUUAUUGUAUGCACUUGAUGAAGAUGAACCGCGUCACUCUCCAGCAGAGUUUUCAAAAGUUUAUGUGCCAACAGCUCGAAAACAACCAGGAUGCAAUAGAACAGAAGAUAAAAAUAAUCCUUGGGUUGCUGAAGAAAAUAGCAGUAUGGGCAUGUCAAAAACUCGCAAAGAUCCGCAGAUAAAACCAGGAACCCCUAUAUUGGAAAGUAACACACGGAUUGUACCGAAGAAUGAUAUUUCGACAAGCAGUAUUGAGGCGAUCGUGCAACAACCACAGAACCCUCUAAAUGAAAGGAGCGACAAUCUCUCCCCGAUCAUGAGAAACGAAGUUAGUGAACCAUCGAUAGCACAAGAGGACGACAUUAACUUACUGGCAGGUGUAAGAAAAGGAGGGUUGUUGGCAGCUUUGAGCCUACUGUGCUGUUGUUGCAGUAAAGUACAUAUUGGUUGAAAUUUCGAACGGAAUGCGAGGUCUUUGCAAAAAAGGUGAAUUUUCAUUUUUCUCAGAAAGUAUCAUCAAUUUCUCGUUUGUUGUCCUCAGAAUAGCCACCCUCAGACAUAAUACACUUAUGACAGCAUAUAUCCAUGAUUCGUCACUAGUUAUGAUUCUUUUGAGCAAAUCUGAAUCACCGAUGAAGUCCAAAAUUUACUAA